UGCACUUCUUUCAAUUUAUUACCAUUCUCAUUUUCGCACCCCAAAAGAAGGAUUUAGGGGCAGUCUUGCACUUUAGAGAGAGAGAGUCAUGGAAGUUGUAAAUGUUCUACACAUGAAUGAAGGUAGAGGGACGAUGAGCUAUGCACAAAAUUCAUCCCUUCAAAGACAUGGAUUGGAGUUGAUUAAGCCUAUAACCAAGGAGGCAGUGAUGAAUUUGCUCUCUACCCAUUUCCCUGAGAGUUUAGGGAUUGCUGAUCUCGGCUGCUCUUCUGGUCCCAACACAUUCUCAGCUUUAAUCACCAUCAUCGAAGCGGUGCACAACAUAUAUCAGCAGGUCAAUUUGCCAAUGCCGGAGUUGCGAUUGUACCUUAAUGACCUGCCUGGAAAUGACUUCAACUCAAUUUUUAGAGGACUCCCUUCAUUCUAUGAGAUGGUGAAAAAGAAAGGAGUUUCAGGGUCUUGCUUUGUGGCUGCUGUCGCGAGUUCUUUCUUUUGUAGAUGUUUUCCGUCAAAUAGUUUACAGUUUGUUCACUCUUCUUACAGUCUGCAUUGGCUAUCACAAGUUCCUCCAGGACUUUAUGAUGAGCAUGGAAAGCCCCUUAACAAUGGCAAUAUAUACAUAACUGAAAAUAGCCCACCAAGUGUAACACAUGCCUUUCUUCAACAAUUCCGGAACGACUUUUGUCAAUUUCUCGAGUUCCGUUCAGAAGAGGUGGUCCGAGAUGGGUGUAUGGUGUUAGUAUUUAUAGGUCGAAGGACAAAGCAAGCAGGUGAUAAAGAGGGUGGCCUUAUAUGGACUCCUUUGAGUCAAGCUAUAAAGAACCUGGUUUCUAAGGGAUUUAUAGAAGAGGAGAAGCUGGAUUCUUUUAAUUUGCCAUACUAUGGUCCAUCUGCCGAAGAAGUUGAAGAAGAGGUGAAGAGAGAGGGGUCAUUUACAAUUUCGCGUUUCGAAAAACUACGAAUAACACCAUGGGAAGCCAGCCAGAAUGGAAAAGACUUAGCAUUGAUGUUGCGAGCUGUGGCAGAACCCUUAAUCAAACAUCAAUUUGGAGAGGAAGUCAUGGACAUGCUAUUUGAAGAAUAUGCUGAACUUAUUCAAUUGGAUAUCGACGAAGGGAAGAAGAAGCUGACUCAUUUUGUUCUGGUCUUGAAAAGAUCAAAGUGAACCUACUUUGGUUCAUCAUCCAGCAAACUAUCCAUUAAAUUCGACAUUUCAGAUUAUGGGGAGCUUGGUUUAAUGUUUAUGUACAUCAUAUCUUGAUGUCGAUUUGUGGUGAGCUUGUUCUAUAGUUCAUUUACUUGUUUUUUCUCCAGUGGACCUCACUUUGAAGUUUUUUGUAAGUUUACAUGAAGUGUUUUUUUGCAAUAAAAAUAUUUCUUCACUAGUG
This is a messenger RNA of Amborella trichopoda, 1388 nucleotides long. RefSeq names its product putative jasmonic acid carboxyl methyltransferase 1. The record is from RefSeq and is a predicted model, not a curated record. NCBI's taxonomy places the organism in Eukaryota, Viridiplantae, Streptophyta, Magnoliopsida, Amborellales, Amborellaceae. Gene Ontology annotation, molecular function: methyltransferase activity.